AACUUGAUGUACUCGAACCCAACGCGCGUUUUAACCAUGGCUUCGCUCACGUACAGCAGACUGUUACAUUUUCUGAGAUUAUUUAUGACAGAAUCUUCAAUUUUACGACCAGAAACAGGAAUAAAAUACGGACCUGCGUCCUGUGUGCAAUUUAUACGCUGUCAGAGGUCAGUGGACAGCAAAGCAUUACAGGAGAGACAGAAGCACCAGAUGGCCAGAGGUCUUCCCAAACAGAAGGCCAUCACAGGGGUUAAACAGGUCAUCGUCGUGGCUUCGGGGAAAGGCGGCGUGGGCAAGUCCACCACAGCAGUGAAUUUGGCUCUUGGACUGACGGCCAACGAUCCAUCUAAGUCUGUUGGCCUGCUGGAUGCUGAUAUCUACGGUCCCUCGAUUCCCAAGUUGAUGAACCUGAGGGGGAACCCGGGCCUCACUGACAAUAAUCUGAUGAUCCCACUCACCAACUAUGGGAUUCCCUGUAUGUCAAUGGGGUUCUUGGUGGACGACGUGGCUCCGAUAGUGUGGAGGGGACUGAUGGUGAUGUCAGCAAUAGAGAAACUGCUCAGGAAGGUGGACUGGGGAUCACUGGACUAUCUAGUAAUCGACAUGCCUCCAGGCACAGGAGACGUUCAACUGUCAAUCAGCCAGAACAUCCCGAUAGCAGGUGCGGUCAUUGUGUCAACGCCGCAAGACAUCGCCCUGCUGGAUGCUCGCAGAGGAACUGAGAUGUUUAAGAAAGUUCACGUGCCGGUUCUCGGCCUGGUGCAGAACAUGAGUGUUUUUCAGUGCCCCAACUGCAACCACCAAACUCAUGUUUUUGGCUCUGAUGGGGCUCGACAGCUGGCAGAGACUCUGGGAGUCAAGUUCUUAGGAGACAUCCCUCUCCACUUAAACAUCAGAGAAAUGUCAGACAGAGGACAGCCAGUAGUCAUCUCCUCGCCCAGCAGCCCAGAGGCUGACGCAUAUCGAAAGGUGGCAUCUGCUGUUGUCCAGAGCCUAGAGGAGGUCAACACUUGAUUGACAGAUUAGUCAGGAAGUGAGCUCAUCGAUCUGGAGCCACUGGGAUGUUCAAACAGGACAUGAAAGUUGUCCGUGGCACACAAACACCAAACAAAUGAUAAAUAUGUGGUUCUUAAAACUCAUUUAUGUUGCCAUACUGUUGAAUUCCACCCCUUUUUUCCUGGAGGUCACUAUUUUAUAAAACAUGCUUGCGAAUGGAAUUGCAAAGAUGCCGCUGAUGUUCUGCACAGUAAUUUAAAUCUGUUAAUACUUUAUCAAAGGACUGCACACAUUUGCACAUACGUAUAUGUAAACAAAUGACAUAGUAGCACUACAGUGUUCCUUAAAACAGUUAAUUGGACAGCACAGUCUUGUUUGAGGGUGGGUAAGGGUAUAAAACAUGAUACAGUAAUCCUACAUCUAGGGACAGCCCUCAAGGCACUUCGCACAAGUAAGGUCUAACCUUACCAACACGGCACGUUCUCUGAGUUUUUGGGAAAAUUACUCAUCAAACAAAGUGAAAAUGCAAAGAAAAAGUGACGAUGCGGUGGAAAGUGGACAUGUAUUGCGGUUUGUUUACGACCCGGAGCUCAAAUACGCUGACGCGGUUGUGUAGGCGAGAGAACGCAGCUACUCUGGUUAGCUGUGUAGGCUAACACUUAAUGACACGACCACUCCCAUUUGCCUCGUCUUCCCUUCUCCAUUGGGAACCGAAAAAAAAAAACUGCACUUUUUG
Thalassophryne amazonica is the source of this 1732-nucleotide messenger RNA. RefSeq names its product nucleotide binding protein-like (gene nubpl). Bases 7 to 1014 code for a protein of 335 amino acids. The transcript has 11 exons. Gene Ontology annotation, cellular component: mitochondrion. Lineage: Eukaryota; Metazoa; Chordata; Actinopteri; Batrachoidiformes; Batrachoididae. The record is from RefSeq and is a predicted model, not a curated record. Gene Ontology annotation, molecular function: ATP binding; 4 iron, 4 sulfur cluster binding; ATP-dependent FeS chaperone activity. Gene Ontology annotation, biological process: iron-sulfur cluster assembly; mitochondrial respiratory chain complex I assembly.